Molecule: messenger RNA, 2046 nt
Organism: Syzygium oleosum
Lineage: Eukaryota; Viridiplantae; Streptophyta; Magnoliopsida; Myrtales; Myrtaceae
Product: 4-coumarate--CoA ligase-like 9
Exons: 6
Coding region: 201-1865 (554 amino acids)
Molecular function (GO): CoA-ligase activity
Source: RefSeq, a predicted model, not a curated record
UUCUUCUAUAUGUCUAGUUAUCAUUUUCAGUGCAAGCAGCAGCAGCAGCAGCAGCAGUAGCAGAGGACGACGUUGUUAUGCUUUUGUAACCGACGGACAUCUCAACGCACGCCGUCGGUUUUUGGCUUCCAACUGUGAUAACCGAAGCAUCGACUGCUUCUCUUUCUCUCUUUCUCCUCCUGCUUCCGCUUCCCAUUUCCAUGGCGGGCCCGACUAGCCCCUCCCGCCACUCCGCCGUCGACCCCGGCAGCGGCUACUGCCCCGCCACCAGGACCUUCCGCAGCCUCCGCCCCCACUUCCCCCUCCCUCCCCCGUCCCUCCCCCUCUCCGUCUCCCACUACGCCCUCUCCCUCCUCCCCCCCUCCACCUCCGCCGCCUUCCUCGUCCACGCCACCUCCGGUCACCUCCUCUCCUACCCGGACUUCCUCCGCCGCGUCCGCUCCCUCGCGCUCUCCCUCCAGUCCAGCUUCUCCCUCGCCAAGGGCGACGUGGCCUUCAUCCUCGCCCCUCCCUCCCUGCACGUCCCCGUCGUCUACUUCGCCCUCCUCUCCAUCGGCGUCGUCGUCUGCCCCGCCAAUCCCCUCAGCUCCCCCUCCGAGAUCGCCCACCAGGUCCGCCUCUGCCGUCCGGCCAUCGCCUUCUCCACCUCCCAGAUCGCUCCCAAGCUCCCCAGGGUCCCCCACGGCACCGUCCUCAUCGACUCGCCCGAGUUCGAGUCCAUGCUGGCUCAGUACGGCUCGGUUCCUAUGGCAGAGGCGAUGCCUCCGAACCAGGUGGAGCAGUCCGAUUCGGCGGCCAUCCUGUUCUCGUCGGGCACAACGGGCAGAGUCAAAGGAGUCCUGCUGACUCACCGCAAUCUGAUUGUGCUGCUCGCGGGGUUUUAUCACUUGCGGCUACAGCGAGCCGAGCACGAGCCGCACCCAGUGUCCCUCUUCGUGCUGCCUCUGUUCCACGUGUUCGGGUUCUUCAUGCUGGUCAAAGCGUUCGCGCUCGGGGAGACGGCGGUUCUGAUGGAGAGGUUCGAUUUCGUGGAGAUGUUAAGGGCGAUCGAGAAGUACCGAGUGACGAAAAUGCCGGUUUCCCCGCCGUUGAUCGUGGCGUUCGUGAAGUCGGAGAUCGCGGGGAAGUACGAUCUGAGCUCGCUCCAGGUGCUCGGAUCCGGCGGCGCUCCGCUCGGGAAGGAGGUCGCCGAUGGGUUCAGAGAAAGAUUCCCCCAUGUGGAGAUCGUUCAGGGAUAUGGUCUGACAGAGACUUGUGGAGUGGGAACCGGGACAUUGGGGCCUGAUGAGGCGAACCACCAUGGUUCCGUCGGUCGCAUAGCUCAUCACAUGGAAGCGAAGAUUGUUGAUCCAACCACUGCGGAUGCCCUGCCUCCUGGUCAGAGAGGAGAGCUAUGGUUGCGAGGCCCAACAAUCAUGAAAUGUUAUGUAGGGGAUGACAAGGCAACUGCCGAAACAAUUGACUCGGAUGGUUGGUUGAGGACUGGUGACCUUUGUUAUUUUGACUCCGAGGGGUUCUUGUUCAUUGUGGACAGACUCAAGGAGUUGAUUAAAUACAAGGCAUAUCAGGUUGCUCCUGCUGAGUUGGAACAUCUUCUUCACUCCAACCCUGAUGUUGCGGAUGCUGCUGUGAUUCCUUAUCUUGAUGAAGAAGUAGGGCAGAUUCCCAUGGCUUUCGUGGUUAGAAAACCUGGAAGCAACAUUACUGAAUCUCAGGUUAUGGACUUCAUCUCUAAACAGGUUGCUCCAUACAAGAAGAUAAGGCGGGUAGCUUUCAUCGGUAGCAUCCCAAAAUCUCCAGCAGGGAAGAUCUUGAGGAGAGAACUGGUCGAUCUUGCCACAUCUGUCAGAUCAGCUAAACUCUAGACAGUAUGCCCAGAAGAGGAAAUUAGACUUCUCGGUGCAUGUUGUUUCAAGUUCUUUUGACACUUUUUAGGGCAUCUAUAUAAUUUGGAAGACCACCAAGGCAUUACUAGCGAGUGACUAAUCCAUUGUAAUUUGAUUCCUACAAAAGCUAAUUUAGAAAAAGCUGUUCCUUGGAGCGAAA